AUGGAUCAGUUCAAAGGACAACCUCGUCUCCCCAAAUUCGCUGUUCCAAAACGUUACGACAUCAGGCUUAAACCCGACCUCGCCGAAUGCCGUUUCUCCGGUUCCGUCGCUGUCAAUCUCGAUGUCAUCACCGCUACUCAUUUCAUCGUUCUCAAUGCCGCCGAACUCACCGUCGGUAACGACGCUGUUUCAUUCACCAACCGCGAUUCCUCUAAGGUUUUCAAACCUUCCAAAGUUGAAUUAUUUGAUGAUGAAAUUCUGGUGUUGGAGUUUCCAGAGGAAAUAGCUGUUGGAUUGGGUGUGUUGAAUAUUCAGUUUGAAGGAAUAUUGAAUGAUAGAAUGAAAGGCUUUUACAGAAGCAAAUAUGAGCAUAAUGGUGACAAGAGGAAUAUGGCUGUUACACAGUUUGAACCAGCUGAUGCCAGAAGAUGCUUUCCUUGUUGGGAUGAACCUGCUUGCAAGGCCACUUUCAAGAUUACAUUGGAUGUGCCUUCCGACCUUGUUGCUCUUUCCAACAUGCCAGUUGCUGAAGAAAAAGUUGAUAACAAUCUCAAAACUGUUUCAUAUCAAGAAUCACCAAUCAUGUCAACGUAUUUGGUUGCUGUCGUUGUUGGUUUGUUUGAUUACGUGGAAGAUCAUACUCCCGAUGGGGUCAAAGUCCGAGUGUAUUGUCAAAUUGGCAAGGCAAACCAAGGGAAGUUUGCACUUGAUGUUGCUGUGAAAACUUUGGGACUAUACAAGGAUUACUUUGACACUCCUUACACCUUGCCAAAAUUGGAUAUGAUUGCAAUACCUGAUUUUGCUGCUGGAGCCAUGGAGAAUUAUGGCUUGGUUACAUACCGGGAGACUGCUUUACUCUAUGAUGAUCAGCAUUCUGCUGCUGCUAACAAACAGAGGGUUGCAAUUGUUGUAGCUCAUGAACUAGCACAUCAAUGGUUUGGCAAUCUUGUUACAAUGGAGUGGUGGACCCAUUUAUGGCUCAAUGAGGGUUUUGCAACAUGGGUGAGUUAUUUAGCUGUUGAUGGCUUGUUUCCUGAGUGGAAAAUAUGGUCUCAAUUUCUUCAUGAAUGUGAGGCAGGUCUUAGAUUGGACGGGCUUGCCGGAUCUCACCCAAUUGAGGUGGAGAUAAAUCAUGCUCGCGAGAUUGAUGAGAUAUUUGAUGCAAUAAGCUAUAGAAAAGGUGCAUCUGUUAUUAGGAUGCUGCAAAGCUAUCUUGGUGCUGAAAGCUUUCAGAGGUCACUAGCUUCAUAUAUAAAAAAGCAUGCUUGUUCAAAUGCUAAGACUGAGGAUCUAUGGGCUGCACUUGAGGAAGGAUCUGGUGAACCUGUGAAUAAGUUAAUGACCACAUGGACUAAGCAGCAAGGAUAUCCUGUUGUAUCUGUUAAAGUCAACAAUCAGAAUUUGGAGUUUGCUCAGUCGCAAUUCUUGUCAAGUGGUGCUGAAGGGGAAGGCCAAUGGAUUGUUCCAAUAACAUUAAGCUUUGGCUCAUAUGACGUCCGCAAAAAUUUCCUCUUACAAACAAAAUCUGAAAUACGUGAUGUUAAAGAGUUACUUGGUUCCCCGAUUACCGAAGAUAGCAAAUCUUGGAUUAAACUUAAUGUGGAGCAGGCUGGUUUCUACAGGGUGAAAUAUGAUGAGUUGCUUGCUGCUAAACUUAGAUAUGCAAUAGAGAAAAAAUUAUUAUCUCCAUCAGACCGGUUUGGAAUUUUGGAUGAUACAUAUGCACUUUGUAAUGCUCUCAAAGAAUCAUUAACCUCCUUGCUUAACUUGAUGGCAGCUUAUAGGGAGGAAGAUGAUUAUACUGUGCAGCUCGUCGUGGGGAUUUGGAUGCGGUUACAUUGUUGA
Lathyrus sativus (Indian pea) is the source of this 1845-nucleotide messenger RNA. The record is from the annotation of a GenBank genome assembly. Lineage: Eukaryota; Viridiplantae; Streptophyta; Magnoliopsida; Fabales; Fabaceae.